Molecule: messenger RNA, 654 nt
Organism: Hordeum vulgare subsp. vulgare (domesticated barley)
Lineage: Eukaryota; Viridiplantae; Streptophyta; Magnoliopsida; Poales; Poaceae
Product: FCS-Like Zinc finger 2-like
Exons: 2
Coding region: 37-363 (108 amino acids)
Source: RefSeq, a predicted model, not a curated record
UUAUACCAACCUACAAAACCCCAGGUUGUAGCGGAGAUGCCGCCGUCGUCGUCUGCCUCAAGUUCUUCUCUCUUCGCCAUUGUGCCCCUCCACGGCGGUGGCGCGACCAGCCGCCACGCCAUGGACGCCUGCUACCUCUGCGGGAAGCCGCUCCCUAGAAACUUCGACAUCUUCAUGUACAGAGGGGACACGCCAUUCUGCAGCGAGGAGUGCAGGGCUGUGCAGAUCGACACCGACGAGGUGCGCGAGCGGAUCAAAACCAAGAUCCUGAGGGAACGUGCUGCGAGAAACGAGCACCGCCACGGGGCGGCUGCCUCCGAGCGCAGCAUCACCCCCGCGGGAAAUGUGCCUGUUGCAAGCUAGGCUGUGCGCUCAAGGAAGCAUGCAUCCGCCCCAACUUCAUCAGAAAUAAUAGGGGCAUGGGAUAUAUUAGCCAUCCGAUCCGACGGAGAAACUCUUCUGUUUGAAGACUGUCUUCCGGUUGAGACGAGCAAGCAAGCUGGGGUUUCUUUCGCUUAUUAGGUGCUCGCAUUUCGCGUGUAUAGACGAGCUAAAGAAUGCACAAGAAAACUACUGUGCGUGUGAGCGUCGAUAACUUCGUCUACCUCAGGUGAGGACAUGAGGUGAAACAAUGCAUGUUGGAAAAUAACGGGA